AUGCCGUCCCCUCGUGAAUAUCUAGGCACGUUAGCCUCAAAUACGAGAAGUGAGGAGGAGGAAGUCCUGGAAUGGCUAUUUCACGAUGCUGAGCCAGUAGCUCAUUAUGAUCUCAAUUCAGCAACAUCAUGGCCGCGGCGGGCAUCACCUCUACAGCACACAACUGGCGCGCCAAUUUCUACCGCGAGUGCUCCGGCCCCACCAGGGUCGCUAUCUUCAGAGGCUACCGUUAUUAACAUGUCAAAUUCGGAUUCCGAGCUGGACGCCUCCAAUAAUGAGUACUCACAUAACACGCUACAUCAUACUACCCAGCUACCAGAAGCAUUCGGGUCGGAGAGCGAGACCAUUCAACAGGAAAACUAUUUGCCAUCCAUAGCCCUCCUUCCACCCCGUAUAGACUCAACUCCGCUUGAGAUUGGUGUCGAUGAAAACCUUGAUGAGCAUGAUACUCCCGAUCCGCAGAUGGCGACAAAAACCGAGAAUGUCCCAGAUAUUGACUUGGAGAGUAAUAACUCUCAGUCCACCCUAUCAGAGUCAUAUUCUACUUUGGGCCCUAUGCAAGAGAGUCCGGUCCCCAAUGCUGCUAAACCUGGUCAGGAAAUUGCAGAGGGUAUUGAACCACUGUCUAGUGUAAAUCCGCCGCCUAUUCCUUCGUCGUCAUUGAAUUUUCAGAGCCGCCAUGGCGGGUCCAUGAGUGACAAAUGUGAUUUCCAAGCGGCCGCCCCAGUUUGGAAGCCAGCUGGCCAGUCACCUAUGAUUGAUGAAGAGGCACAAUUUAUGGAACAAUAUCCGAACUUGGAGUUUCGGGACCCUGUACCUCCACCAGAACCUCAUGGGGAUGGUGGCACUAACCAGUCCGGGGGGUCUUUUCCUUCUUGUUCCUCCUCUAGAUCGGAAGACUCAGCGGAGGAGGGGCCGGUGCCACAAGCGCUGAAGGUGUAUAUAAGUCACGAGGCACACAAAAUAGCACUCCAAGUGGCAGACGGAGUAGCGCACAAAGCAGCAGAUACUUUUAAAGCCAUUGUAUUUCAAUGGGCCGCCGAUACGGCAGAAGAACUAGCCCAGGGAGUUGUAGCUGGUGCUGAAAGAGCUGCUGGUAUAUCAUCACCACAUCGGCCCAUGGUUGGUUCACAAACUGAAUCGGCAGCACCCUCUCCCGAAGGCCCAUCAGUUUACUUUACUCCCGAACCCGGCUCUAUAUUACCAAGUAUCAAAGUUCAUCCGCCGGUUACAAAAUCUCGGCCCUACAGUGAUAACGUCCAGGCACCAGGCCCAGAGAAGCUGCUGGCGCACGUUGUAAACUCAUUUAUACGUGAGAAGGACAAAGUGGUAGCGGAUGCAGUAAGGUCCCAUAUCAACCUUCAGCUGCAAAAGCUUUCGAACGCAGCGUUAGUUAUGAAGGCGGCACUGCGAACCUCUAGAGCCCUAGUUCCGGUCGCAGCGAGUGGUACAAUCCCAAUGAAUAUAGAUGAACAGGUGCCAGGAUAUACCACGGGAGGCUCAUUGCAACUGACUCAGAAAAUGCAUAAUGCAAUAGACGCUAGGGCUGUAACAAUGAUGAAUAGCCAUGACAUAUAUCUCGCCGGGGUGGCCACUAGCCAUGGAGAUGUUUCAAUUGCACACAGUUCAAGAUGUGAAUUAGAUUACUUCUUAGAAAGCAUCAGAGAACACACGCGUCUUUUCGACCCCGAAUCAAACGCCCAGCAAAUCAUACUUGGAGCGGCAUCCAAUCCACCUAUAGAAAUGCCUAGGCGAGCAGAAAAUCAAGAGAUGCCAGCUCCUAACUUUGGCGACUCCCUUGGAUCUCCCGACAUCUUCAUAGCUCACGUACCAACUCUAGAUUUCACAGUGAUAGGAGAUAACCUAACAAGGACUAAAGAGACCAUACCUCCCACAGGCAAGAGGUCAAGCCAAACCAAUCGAGCAGUAGCAAGAGUCAAUUCAAGACACCGAAGACGCCCGGCGCAUCCUGCCAGAUACACGCAUAAUCAAAAACCGAACACCACAAGUCUAGCAAGAUCACUCAUUCUUUGCUACUUGUUUUUACUAGCCAUGCCAGAAGAGGUCCCAAUGAAUAUAUUUUUCCAGGCAAGCUCUGAGGCUGACAACAUCGGAGCAAGCAGCCUGGAUGACAGCCCGAUCAUGAGAGCUCUGACAGAAACAGCCUUUUCAAACCGAUAUUGGGCAUUGGAUUUCACCUCAUUGCACUGCUACGAAUGUAUUGACCAAAUCAUGCGAGAAAGAAAGCGAGCUUUCCUAAAGAGAUGGGCUAUGAAAAUUAAAAAUACCGUUGCAAAUCUCAAUCACUGCGCAGCCUGUCGCUGUGAGCAUUCUCACCUUUAUUGUGACCACAGCAGCGAGUUUCAUCAAUGGCUCCAUUCAUCCGGCAACAAGGUCGGGCGCUUACAAUACAUUCGCCUCACGUCGAGGUCGUAUUCAUCAAUAAAUCCAGAGUCGCUGGCUUCAGCAAUUAACAUUCUCAAGAAACAUGCCCAUAACCUUCUUGGUGCACAGGUCGAUCUUUAUAUUCCCGGAACCCCAGAGCUCCAGAUUACGGAUAAAGGCCAGAUAGGAAAAUUAGUCCACUGUUUCGGGGAACUGGAGAAGCUUCUUCCCGCCGAAGGAAGACUACAAGUUCUGGGGCUGGAGUUCCAUCCUAAAUUAGGGAAGCGUUGGGGAAGUGCUCGUCGGCCGUGGUGGGUUGGUACCGGCGGUAGAGGUUAA
Molecule: messenger RNA, 2724 nt
Organism: Venustampulla echinocandica
Lineage: Eukaryota; Fungi; Ascomycota; Leotiomycetes; Helotiales; Pleuroascaceae
Exons: 5
Coding region: 1-2724 (907 amino acids)
Source: RefSeq, a predicted model, not a curated record